This is a messenger RNA of Protopterus annectens (West African lungfish), 1297 nucleotides long. It is a transcript of the gene EIF2B1, whose product is annotated as eukaryotic translation initiation factor 2B subunit alpha. Gene Ontology annotation, biological process: translational initiation. Lineage: Eukaryota; Metazoa; Chordata; Ceratodontiformes; Protopteridae. The coding region runs from base 329 to 1237 and encodes 302 amino acids. The record is from RefSeq and is a predicted model, not a curated record. Gene Ontology annotation, cellular component: eukaryotic translation initiation factor 2B complex. Gene Ontology annotation, molecular function: guanyl-nucleotide exchange factor activity; translation initiation factor activity. The transcript is spliced from 9 exons.
GAUUCCUCCGUUUGAACAAAUACUAGUGUAAUAGAGUUGUCCAGAGGAAAUACACGUUUUUUUUGUCUUGAAUUAUUAAGGAAUUGUUCAGUCAUUUAUUUAUACCUAAAAGGUUUAUAAUUUCAAGUGUUAACAUUUUCUUUGUUAAGUUUUUCUCACGACAACCUUGCAGUUGUCUGAAGCGCUUAAUGGGUGAACACGAGUUCUGAAAGUAGAACUGGUACCUGCCAUCUGGUCAUUACCUGAAAACAGAACUGAUACCUAUCAUCUGGUCACUGCCUAAAUCUCGACUCAAAGGAGGAGUUGGAACUAAUCUACUUUUGGCAGAAUGAAUAACAAUGAACUGAUUGAGUACUUUAAGGCUCAAAUGAAGGAAGACCAUGAGGUUGCUUCUGCUGUUGCAGCUAUUCGAACAUUACUAGAAUUUUUGAAGAGAGAUAAAGGUGAAACAAUUCAAGGCCUGAGAGAGAACCUCACUAAUGCCAUUAAGACUCUGAUGGAUGUGAAUUCUUCAGUGGCUGUAUCCUCAGGAGGAGAGCUCUUCUUGCGUUUCAUCAGCUUGACCUCCUUAGAACAUCAGGACUUUUCAGUGUGCAAAAAGGUGAUGAUCGAAAGAGGAGAGCUAUUCCUAACCAGAAUAUCAUUGUCUAGGGGCAAAAUUGCAAAACUGUGUCAUAUAUUUAUAAAGGACGGAGCUAGAAUUUUAACUCAUGGAUCCUCCAGAGUGGUUUUGCAAGUCUUGAAUGAAGCCGCUUCUGCAAAGAAGCGUUUUAGUGUAUUUGUCACCGAAUCCCAGCCUGACUCAGCAGGCAAGGGGAUGGCUGACUCAUUAAGAAAGUUAAAUAUUCCAGUAACUGUAAUUUUGGAUGCUGCAGUUGGUUAUAUGAUGGAACGUGUAGACCUGGUGAUAGUGGGUGCAGAAGGUGUGGUGGAGAGCGGUGGGAUUAUUAACAAGAUUGGCACAAAUCAGAUGGCAAUUUGUGCAAAAGCCCAUAAUAAGCCAUUUUAUGUAGUGGCUGAGAGCUUCAAGUUUGUUAGACUGUUCCCACUUAAUCAACAUGAUGUCCCAGCUAAAUUUAAGUACAAAGCAGAUACACUGAAGACUGUAACAAAUCUAAAGGAUGAACAUCCAUGGGUUGACUAUACAUCACCUUCACUGAUAACAUUACUGUUCACUGAUCUGGGAGUGCUGACCCCUUCAGCUGUCAGCGAUGAACUCAUUAAACUUUAUUUAUAAAAUAAUCUACCUCAGUGAACUGGCACAAAAUUUAAAUAAAAUGCUGUUUGCAGAAAAUGA